CAGUGCCAACUAAAUUUUGAAGCACUCCACAAUCAUAGCGAGGAUGAAAACUACAGAACUUCACAGAAGCAUACUGAUACUGGAGAAGUUGUAUCUCUGUUGCUUAAGACCAUACAGAAAGUUCCCACUGUUGCUCAGUCUCGAGCCUCUGAUAUUCUUCCUUUGUUUUUGAAAUUUAUGGGAUACAAGAGCGAAGAGGAUCCUUUGAGGGUCGGAUUAUUUAAUGGCGAAGCUUAUAAUGGAAAGGAGUGGAAGGGUUUGUUUACACAAUGGUUGACUUUACUGAAGCUGAUGAAGAAUCCGAGGUCGUCUCGUUUUAGUCAAUUUGUAAACGACGUUUUGCAAAACAGGUUCUUGGACGAUAAUGUUGCUGAAAUACAAACGAGCGUCCUAGAAUGCCUUGUGUUGUGGAACGACUAUUUACUCCCACACCGCAAGCGUUUGGAGAAUUUGAUCAUAUCAAAAAAACUGAGAGAAGAGCUUGCGACUUGGGACUUCUCCAAGGACAUUGAAGAAGCUCACAGAUCUCAUUUCGUUUGUCUUGUAAUUAGGAUCCUUAUGCCAAAAGUUAGGAAUUUAAAAGACUCAGCUUCGCGUAAGCGUACAAGUAUCUGUCACAGGGAGGCGGUUCUUGUCGUUAUAUCUCAGCUGGAUGUUAAUGAACUUGCCCUGUUCUUUGCCUUGUUGAUGAAGCCAUUGAACAUCAUAUCAGAGGAAACAACAGACUUGUUUUGGAGCUCAGGGAAAUGCUCUCUGGAGUAUUUCCAAAAGUCGAAUUUCCUGAAAUACUUCAACGUUGAUACUCUUUCGACCUUAUCAUGGAAGAUGAAAUCUGGUUUUCUUCAUGUCAUACAACAUGUACUUGAAGUCUUCGAUGUAUUCCAUGUCCGACCAUUUCUUGACUUUCUGAUGGGGUGUGUUGUCCGGCUAUUGGUAAACUAUGCUCCAAACAUCGAUGAAGAAAGCACCAUUGAUAAAGAGAGUGUCUCAACGAAGGCUGAUUUAAAGCAGUUUAAGGAGCUGAGAUCUUUGUGUCUGAAGAUUAUUGCUCAUGUUCUUAAAAAGUACGAGGAUUGUGAUCUUGGCUCUGAGUUCUGGGACCUCUUCUUCUCAGCGGUGAAUCCGUUGAUCAAGAGUUUUAAGCAGGAGGGUUCGAGCAGUGAGAAUCCAAGCUCAUUGUUCUCAUGCUUCUUGUCAAUGAGUAAAAGCCGCAAUCUCGUCACCUUCUUGUGUCGAGAAGAGUCUCUUGUUCCAGACAUUUUCUCAAUUCUAACAGUCACCACAGCUUCAGAAGCUAUUAAGUCCUCUGCCUUGAGUUUCAUAAAGAAUCUGCUCAGUCUUGAGAAUGACUUGGAUGAUGACGAUGACCAUAUGCUCAAAGGAAUCUUGGAUCCAUAUUUAGAGGCAUUGAUUAACAGCUUGCAUUCUCUUUUCCGUGAAGAUAUUUUGAAAAGGAAGUAUCAUGGUGAAAGAGAGAUUAAGAUUCUUAAACUAUUGUCGAAGCACAUCCGAGAUGAAUCUCAUGUUAUGAAGUAUUUGGAUGUCUUGCUUUCUUUCUUGGAUAAACGUGUGAAAUAUUCUGAUACUCAUCGUGAGGCUUUGCUAGCCAUUCAGGACAUCACAUCGUUGCUUGGGAGCGAGAGUACCAGCAAAAUUAUAGAUAAAGUAUCUCCUCUGCUUGUUGACGCUGAUCUUGGCCUAAGAUUAUGCAUUUGUGACCUUCUUGAAUCUCUUACAAAAAUCGACUUUUCUCUGAAUCUAGUGGCCAAAUGCGUCAGCGAUAUGAAUGCAACUUCACCCAUGGAAGUUGAUGAGCUUGACUAUGAAAAGAUAGUUGAUGCUUACGGGAAAAUUGAUGCGGAUUUUUUUAACAAAUCCUCGGAGCAGCACAUGAUGAUCAUUCUCUCACAGAGUCUAUACUACAUAUCAUCAGGAGAAGUUACGUUAAAGUACUGCGCACGUAACCUCUUGUUCACUUUCAUUGAGUUUUCAGCCUCCAUACUUUGCCAAGAGGCUUCAGCUCGCUCUGACAUUGGCAAAGAUGUUUCAAGAUCUGUUGCAAGAUGGACAGGAGAUCGUGUGUUGCGGAUUAUGAAUAAUUUUAUUUUGAAACACAUUGGAGAUUCAGUGAACAGAGGAAUUUCUAGUGGAGAGGAGGAGAUUCUUUUGAUACGUAAAAUGGUGAUGGAACUUCCAGAUUCAGGGAAUCUUGCUGCAUUCAGACCUUUAUUAGGCUCUGAAAACGACGAAGAUGAUUUCUUUAAAAACGUCUUUAGCAUUCAGGCACAUCGUAGAGCAAGGGCGAUUAAAAAUUUCGCGAAGGUGAUCAAAGACAGCACUAGCAGUCUCCCUGAGGGCGUAGUGAGAGAGCUUUUGAUCUCAGUCUUUUUCAACAUGUUUCUUGAUGGACAAGAUGGUAAAGGUCAAAAUGUCCAUGAUGCAUGUGCAGAAGCCCUUGCAUCCGUGUCUGCUCAUAUGAGUUGGAAUCCUUACUACGCUCUACUAAAUCGGUGUUUCCGUGAGAUGGAGAAGCAUACCGAGAAGAGAAAGCGUCUGAUGAAUCUCGUCUGCUCGAUUCUAAACAAGUUUCAUUUCGCAGAAGAUGGUUACGUACAAGACAAGAUUAGGAAGCUGAUGGAUUCUGAAACCGAUAGUGUUCAUGUCAACGGCUAUGUAGCUGCGGUGAAGGUUCUAAAGCUACUCCCAAAAGACAGAAUGGACUCAAAUCUAGAUUCUAUAGUUUCUAAAGUCUCCAAAUAUUUGAGGGACCCGGUGCAAAAGCCACGUGAUGAAGCAAGAAAGGCUCUCGUUGCUUGUUUGGAGGAACUUGGGCUAGAAGAUAACUUGCAACUUUUCGUUAGAAAACUAGUUUCUCUAUUAAGAAAAGGAUCUGAGGUGCAUGUGUUGGGAUACACUGUUUAUCACAUCUUAUCCAAGUGCCUGCCCAACCCUACGGGUGAGAAGUUGGAUCACUGUUUGGAAGAUCUCCUUGAUGUCGUUGAAGCCGAUAUCCUUGGAGACGUUGAUGAACAGAAAACGGAUAGAGAAUAUGUAUCAAAGAAGAUAGAGAGUAGAAAACGCAAGUCGCCUGAUACUCUGAGAUUGCUUGCUGAAAACGUAACGUUCAGAAGCCAUUCGUUGAAGUUGCUUUCUAUAGUCACUGAUCAGCUGCAGAGGCCCAUGACUUCAGCUUUAAAAUCAAAGCUGGAGGAGAUGUUAAAGAAUAUUGCAGCUGGUAUUGAAAACAAUCCAUCCGUUGAUCAAAAAGAUCUGUUCUGUUUUAUCUAUGACCGUGUUGAUGAUGGUAUUAACAACAAGAGUGGUCUUGGAGACCAAGCGUCUUCUCAACCAUCGAAAAAGAGAAGGAAGUCGAGAGAUACUCAAGAGACUUCUGGUUCCAAGUCAUGUCCGCAUCUUAUUACCGUGUUUGCUCUGGACUUGUUGCACAGCAGGCUGAAGAAAAUCCAACCAAACAGUGCUAAUGAAGAGCUGGUGUCGAGGUUGGAUCCGUUUGUCAGACUACUUGUUGGUUGCUUGAGCUCCAAGUAUGAAGAUGUUGUAUCUUCAUCCGUUAGAUGUUUCACUGCACUGAUGAGGUUGAAACUGCCUUCUUUCAAUGAAAGCCGCAGUGUUGAACAUCGCAGCGUCUGUGUCUGCAAUGAGUUCCAAGAGUCCUCUUCUGGAGUCAUGCAUAAGCUGUUAAAAGCUCUUAUCGGCAAUGAAAAUCUCAGUUUAUCAUCUGAGCAGUUGAAAAUGUUGAUUCAGUUCCCUAUCUUUGUUGACCUGGAAUCGGAUUCGUCCGUUGCUUCUCUGUCACUUCUCAAGGCCAUUGUGAAAACGAAUCCAAAGAUAUAUGAUGUCGCAGAUCAGGUUACAAAGUUGAUGAUAACGCAUCAGGAUGAAUCAACCCGCAAGAUUUGCAGAGAGAUACUUGUAGGAUUUUUGGUCCAUAAUGAGAAGAAACUCCUAGAGCGAUGUUUCAGCGUUCUGCUAAACAGUCUGAGUAACUCAGUUUUUUCCUCCUUCAGCUAUGAAUAUUCAGAUGGAAGAGAUUCAGUUCUCGACGCUCUUCAAGAACUUAUCAAGAAACUCUCAAACCCUGAUCUCGACAAGCUGUCUCAGAGAUUGUUUCCCGUGCUUGCUGAUCGUUUGGAAAUAGAACCAGAUAAAAAACUGCUGCAUCUUCCAUCGUCCACUUUUCUUCUCGAUUCUAACUCU
Molecule: messenger RNA, 4218 nt
Organism: Thlaspi arvense
Lineage: Eukaryota; Viridiplantae; Streptophyta; Magnoliopsida; Brassicales; Brassicaceae
Source: the annotation of a GenBank genome assembly